Molecule: messenger RNA, 1434 nt
Organism: Rhipicephalus microplus (southern cattle tick)
Lineage: Eukaryota; Metazoa; Arthropoda; Arachnida; Ixodida; Ixodidae
Product: venom metalloproteinase BumaMPs1
Biological process (GO): membrane protein ectodomain proteolysis
Molecular function (GO): metalloendopeptidase activity
Source: RefSeq, a predicted model, not a curated record
UGGUGCCCGGAAGUACACUAUUCAUCACAGCCUCACAGUUUACCCUCAGGUUUUCGAGGACCGAGCAGACGAGUCAAAAAAGCUGCUCGUCAUUCAUGAAGGACUCUCUCUGACGCUAAGUAAAGGUUCGGUGCUUUCCGAAAGUGUAUUACUCCGAGACCUUACCGAAAAUGGUGUGAAGGAAACCUACAUCGAUGGUAAACAAUACGAGAAAUACUUGUAUCAAGAUGUCGAUACGCAAGCAUCAUUACUUGUUCGACCUCAAGCUGCUGGUAAUUACCAUAUAGUUGGCCUGAUCAAUUCCACGCACUUAAUAGAGCCCAUCGGGCGCAUGGAGCGAUCCUCUGUCGCCGGAAUCGCUCACAGGAUAACAGCGAUCCCCGAGUACAAGGGAAUCAUUCGUGCUCUGGAAGCUGACCAUGGCUUUCCUGGUGUUCAACCAAGAAAACUUGAAGAAGAGACCCCAGUAGUUCCAAAAAAUUUUACCGUCGAAAUGAUGAUCUACACCGACUAUUACCACACCAUCCUUAUGGAAGAAGCCACGCAAGAUCGACUCGGCUAUCUCAUAGUGCUCGUGCUGGCGGUCAGCCUUCGCAUGCAGCAGCUGACCCCUCCAGGUUCCAUAGCUAUUACAGCCAUUCAAAGCAGCUGGACUCCGAACGAAACGUACGUGAAGUUGCAUAGCGAAGACGAAUUGCUAGGCACGGAAACCUUGAAAACCAUGGCAAAGAUCGCCAACCAAAGCCAUCACGAACAGCUGGCUGAUGUGGUGUUCUUGCUUACUGGGAGAACCUUAGUGCAGUACACGAAGUCUGCAAACACUACAGAAAUCGAUCCCGAAAACGCAGGAUUGGCGUACACCGGAUCAGCCUGCAGAUACUCGAAAGUCGGCGUUGCAGUGGACUACCCGGGAUACUUCAUGGCAGUCAACAUCCUUACCCACGAAUUAUCGCAUACGUUGAACGCCAGCCAUGACGGUCAGAAAGACGCCAAAGAUUGCUCAAGAGAACACGAGCACUUGAUGGACACACAUCUUGGAGGGAAAAAGAACUUCAUUUACUCGUCGUGCAGCAAGAGAUCAAUUCGCAAGUUCUUGAUGUCUAAUAACGGAUCAUGCUUGAGGCACAAAAUAAACGAAGGCUACGUGUUUGAAGUUCCCUAUACAUACUUACUGAAGAAAGCGCCAUUCGCGGACGGCAUCGGUUACUGCCAAAGAUUUUUUCCUGACUACAGUGAAGUCAAAUACGUUGAGUCACAACAUCCUGGAAAUGGGUGCCGUUUUAGGUGCAAGUUCGGAAAUACGGUCAAUGAAAUGCUAGACGCGAAGUUAAUUGUGCCGAACGGAACGCCUUGUGUGAGUUCUCUAGGACGAAAUACAAAAAAGGUUUGUCACAAUGGCUUUUGCGUGCCAAAAAGGAAAAAAUAAAUAAGUUU